Molecule: messenger RNA, 1128 nt
Organism: Talaromyces atroroseus
Lineage: Eukaryota; Fungi; Ascomycota; Eurotiomycetes; Eurotiales; Trichocomaceae
Exons: 7
Coding region: 1-1128 (375 amino acids)
Source: RefSeq, a predicted model, not a curated record
AUGACAACGGCAGAUGUGAAUAGGGCCUCUGAGCUCCUUAUACCCACCAUCCUGACCAGCGUUGUGGCCUUCAUCUUGACCGCGCUCCGGAUCUAUGUGCGCCUGCGGAUUAUCAAGAUGCUGGACUGGGAUGACUUUUUCAACGUGCUAGCCAUGGCCACCACGUUCGUGACGAUGGGCUUGGUCAUCGGCGGCACAUCCAAUGGAGUCGGUCGACAUAUUCAGUUCUUGGAGAAUAAGAUCGCCGACGCAACGUAUGGCAUCAUGCUCAUGCGGAUUGCCGAGUUUAUGUUGAUUAUAUCAACAGUGUUUGUGAAGAUCUCGAUUAAUUUGUUCCUGAAACGACUAUUUCCCACGAGCAGACGAUGGAAGGCUUUCUUCUGGGCCUUCAUCGUAUUCAACACUGUCACAAGCUUUGUCGACGCCGCCGCCAUCUUCCCACAAUGUACCCCCGUUGAAUACAACUGGAACAAAUCAAUUGACGGGCAUUGCUGGUCGGACACGGCAAUCGACGCGCUUGGAAUAGCCCAAGGAUCCAUUGCCGCCGCGACCGACUUCAUUCUUUCGGCUCUGCCCAUCAUGUUCCUCUGGAAUGUCAAGAUUAUCUUGAGAAUCAAAAUCGGCGUGUGCGCCAUCAUGGCGCUGGGAUUCGCGAGUGGAGGUUUUGCCCUUGCGCGUACUCUUUUAGUUCCUAGCCUAACUUCUACCACGGAUCCAACCUGGGAUCUUAUUCCGCUCUUCAAGUGGGCAGAGCUCGAAGCAACAUUCGGCGUCAUCGCAGCUGCAGCACCCUCUGUUCGUCCCUUACUUGGUCAUAACGCUGUUACAACGUACUACUCGAAAUCAGAUCCGCGAUCACGCUCCAUUCCUCUCAAUAACAUGUCCCGUUCCGGUCAGAGGUCCCACCAUUCCUGGCUCACUACAUCACAACACCGCCAGAUGCAGGAGUUGCCUGACGAACUCGGAUCAGACGGCGACAGUCAUAAGAGGCUGUGGGCGAGCAAAGGCCAUGGAAUCAUCAAGACGACUGACGUCCAGGUCUCCCACUCAGAUCGCGAGGGCCCAACAAACCGAUCCAGUGAUGAAAUGCUGGUAUCGGACGUAGCAUACCAAAACAUCAAUCUGUAG